AUGGGCUGGGUGACAAGCCAGUCGCAGGGCAUCCAGCAGCUGCUGCAGGCCGAGAAACGCGCCGCGGAGAAGGUGGCCGAGGCCCGCAAGCGGAAGAACCGGAGGCUGAAGCAGGCCAAGGAGGAAGCCCAGGCAGAGAUCGAGCAGUACCGCCUGCAGCGGGAGAAGGAGUUCAAGGCCAAGGAGGCAGCGGCGCUUGGAUCCCAUGGCAGCUGCACCACUGAAGUUGAGAAGGAGACGCAGGAGAAGAUGAGUGUGAUCCAACAGAACUUCCAGAAGAACCGGGAGGUGGUUCUGUCCCAGCUGCUGUCCCUGGUGUGUGACAUCAAACCCGAGAUCCACGUGAAUUAUCGCAUCAAUGGGUAGUGGGGGAAGAAGGAAAACUGUGCUGGGAGUCGUGUCUGAGCUUCAGGUGGAAUGUACAGCCCUUCACCAUCCCUCCCCUGUGCCCCUUGUCCAUGUGUUAAAUUAUUGCAGUGAGCUGUUGGAGUUCUCUUUUUAGUUUCUUUUUUGACAUGGGUUCAGAGCUUAAUCAAACAUGAAAUGGCCAUGUCUGGGCUAAGUUAUUAAACAAAUAUAAUCCAGUUGGCACAUCAGUGCUGCCUGAAGGGGAAAGGAGAGGGAGAUUCUGGCCAGAUUGAAACGGAGAGCCUGUGUCAGUAACUGUUCAACCUGUGUAAGUGUAUUCUCAUUGACCAAACUGCAUUUUUCAGUGUGUUGCUAAACCUUUGCACAGGGUUUAAAGCCUGGGGGAAGAGCUCUCUGGCUGAUCAUUUUGAGGUGCUUGUGUUGAAUAUCCUCUGUGUAUUCUGCUGUUGCUUGAGGUACAAGUGUGGCACUGUUGACACCUGCAAGUAAAAACACUUCACUCCA
Messenger RNA from Empidonax traillii (willow flycatcher), 873 nucleotides. RefSeq names its product ATPase H+ transporting V1 subunit G1 (gene ATP6V1G1). The transcript is spliced from 4 exons. Gene Ontology annotation, biological process: proton transmembrane transport. Gene Ontology annotation, cellular component: vacuolar proton-transporting V-type ATPase complex. Gene Ontology annotation, molecular function: proton-transporting ATPase activity, rotational mechanism. Lineage: Eukaryota; Metazoa; Chordata; Aves; Passeriformes; Tyrannidae. The coding region runs from base 1 to 366 and encodes 121 amino acids. The record is from RefSeq and is a predicted model, not a curated record.